AUGGCCAAGUGCUUCAGCCUGAUGUUGCUUCUUGCCUCCAUCUGGACCACAAAGCUCCUGGUCCAUGGCUCUCUCCGUGUAGAAGAACUUUCCAUCUCAGCACCAUGCAGAAUUGUAGGGGUCACCCUUGUGAACAAAAAGACAACCCAGCAGCUGAAUUUCACAGAAGCCCAGGAGGCCUGUAGGCUGAUGGGACUAACUUUGGCCAGCAAAGACCAGAUUGAAGCAGCAUGGAGGUCUGGCUUUGAGACUUGCAGCUAUGGAUGGGUUGCAGAUAAGUUUCUGGUCAUCCCUCGGAUUCUCCCGAACCCCAAGUGUGGGAAGAAUGGGAUGGGUGUCCUGGUUUGGAGAAAUUCACUCAGCAAAAAGUUCUUGGCCUACUGUUACAACUCAUCUGAUACUCGGAUUAACUCAUGCUCUCCAGAAAUUAUCACCACCAAAGAUCCCAUAUUCAACACUCAUGAGGCAACAUACACAACAGAAAUGAUCACCAGUGACAGUGCAUACUCGGCUUCAUCUACUGUUGCACCUUACUCUACUACACCUACUAUUGCUCCUACUUCUGCUUUGGCCUCCACUUCUCGACGGAAAAGAAAGUUGAUUUGUGUAACAGAAGCUUUUGUGGAAACUAGCACCAUAUCUACAGAAACAGAAUCUUACAUUGAAAAUAAAGCAGCAUUCAAGAAUGAAGUUGUUGGGUUUGGAGGUGUCCCCACGGCUCUGCUAGUGCUUGCACUCCUCUUCUUUGCUGCUGCAGCUGGUCUCGCAGUUUGCUACAUCAAAAGGUAUGUGAAGACCUUCCCUUUUACAAACAAGAAUCAGCAGAAGGAAAUGAUUGAAACCAAAGUAGUAAAGGAAGAGAAAGUUGAUGAUAGCAAUCCUAAUGGGGAAUCAAAGAAAGCUGAUAAAAAUUCAGAAGAGCCCAAGAGUCUGCCCAAAACUACAGUGCGAUGCCUGGAGGCUGAAGUUUAG
Messenger RNA from Puma concolor (puma), 972 nucleotides. It is a transcript of the gene LYVE1, whose product is annotated as lymphatic vessel endothelial hyaluronan receptor 1. Gene Ontology annotation, cellular component: plasma membrane. Gene Ontology annotation, biological process: cell adhesion. The record is from RefSeq and is a predicted model, not a curated record. Lineage: Eukaryota; Metazoa; Chordata; Mammalia; Carnivora; Felidae. Gene Ontology annotation, molecular function: hyaluronic acid binding; transmembrane signaling receptor activity.